GCUCCUACCAUUUAAGUUGAAAACAUGAGUCCCAUCACAAUAGCAGAUACCACGAAGGGUCCAAACAACGUCUCCUUCUACCAUCUUGUAAUCCGUUCGUUAAAAAGAAUUCAAAAAUGUACCCGCAGUAUAAUCCCUACUCCGUUCACAUUUUACAUGCUGGUCACUUAUUAGCAAAAACAACACCAAUUCCCCCAUUGCUUUAUGCAUGUAUAUAUACAACCCACAACACCACUCAUUUUCAUCAACUCAGCUGAGCCAUAGCAAACACCAGUUCCCCCAUUUGAACCCAGCAUCAAACACAUGAUGUCUCUCACCCACCACCAUCUACUGUUCCCCUGUUGCCUUCUUCUCCUGCUGGUUCGGCUUUCCGGAGCCAGCGGCGUGUCGCCAUGGCAGCUCAUCACGCCGUCCGUCCCCGGCAGGUUGGUGUUCCCCCCGCCACCGUCUGUCCCAGCAGAGAAUGCCACCCUCGAAUACAUGGACCCCACCCUCCCGCCGCUCCUCCCCGCUCACAACCCAAAAUGCUCCCUCCUAGUCCUCCAAUACAACUUUGCCGACACCGUCGGCGCCCCGCCCGUCGCCGCCAACUACACCCCGCCCCCUGACUGCCCCGCUCCGUGGUCCCGCGUCGUGCUUGAGCUCUCUGCCUCCGCCUCUGGCCUCCAGAAGGACCGCAUUGCCGCCCUGUGGCUCGACGGUGCGGAGAUCCUCCCCCCCACGACCCCAUACCCGAUGGCCCCCGGCGUCUUCUGGCGGGUGCGCAAGGACGUCACCCGCUACACUGCGCUCCUACGCGGCCGAUCCCCUUACGAGGGUGACCAGCCGUGUGUUCUCUCGAUGAUGCUCGAGAAUUCCAAUGCCAAGUACCCGGGCGUCUACUCCGUCAACGUCUCCCUCCAUUUCUACCGCGGUGCACUCUGCAGCGGCGGCAGAUGCAUUGGGCUCAAACCGGCCGGAGAAACUAAACGAGCCGAGCUCGGGCCAGCACUCUCCGCGCAUCCAACAAUAAAAGGAAUCUACCGCGAGCCGGCCGACAUGAUCAUCCCCAUAUCGAAUGGCGACGGCCGCAAAGGCUUCUGGUUUCGCCUCGAGAACGAGACUGAAGUGCAAGGCACGACGGUGCGACUGCCGAAUAACACCUACCGUGCAGUCCUGGAGGUCUAUGUGUCGCACCACGGUGACGACGAGUAUUGGUACGCCAACCCCCUCCGCACCAACGGGCCCGAGGCGGAGGGGUUGCAGCCUCAACAAGGCGGCGACAACCGCCUAGAAUCUUCCAAGGCAAACGGCGGCUUCCGCCAGGUGGUGGCCACAGUCGACGGGCGCUACGUCGGCUCCGCAAUUCCGUUUCCUGUCAUAUAUCCAGGGUCCGUGAACCCCUUCUUCUGGGCCCCUGUGGCGGCCAUCGGCGCGUACGACCACCCGUCUUACGACCUCGACCUCACGCCGUUCGUCGGCCAUCUGAUCGACGGAGCACCGCACGUGUUCGGGCUGGCGGUGCGCGACAGCCAGCCGUUCUGGCUCGUGUCGGCAAACCUGCACGUGUGGGUGGAUGCAUGGUCCGACACGGUGGAGGGGGCGCUCGUGCGGUACAAGGUGCCGCCGUUCCGUUUGAGCAGACAAGCGGACUGGACGGAGCGGGAGGGGAAGUCGGAGAUCGAAGGGCAGGUCAUAAUCCGGUUCUCCGGCUGGGUCAGCUCGUCGAAGGGGAACAUCACGACGAGCGUUCGGCACAAGAUCAAGUUCAAGAGCCACAUCGAGGCCGAGGAGAAGGGGGAGAUGACCAGCGUCGAGUUGGAGAGCAAGGCCCGGACCAACAUCAGGAUAGAAAGGGAGGAUCAGGUAAUCGGCCGGGUGGCGGUGGAGACGGAGACGCCGCUGACGAUGGCUACGAUGAGCUCGAACGGGGGCGGGGGGUCGAGAUUCCACAAGACGAAGCUGGCGCACGCGCUGAUGGAGACGCGGAGCGUGGCGGAGAACAAGGGGACGAGCUUCAGCGCGGUGGCGGACCGGCAGGAUUCGGAGGGCGCGGUGCUGAUGGAAGAGGGAGUGGCCAUGUGGGGGAAUGGCGACACCAAGUCGGUGUACAAGUACCGCGACGACAAAGGGUGUUACCUGCGGACGGUGAACGUGGUCGGCGGGAAGGUGAAGGAGGAUGAGGACACGGCGUCGUGCGCGGCCGCGGCCGUCGCAGAGUCGUAGUACGAAGGCACCAACGCACAGCAAGCAAAUUCUGAAGGAUGGCUACUUGUGUAGUCUUUUGUUGUCAUAUAGAUCGAGUUAUAUCGUAUAAUAGUGUCACUCUCUAUACACGACCGCAUAAUCUUUUAUUAGUUGUUUAGUAAAAUCUGUUUUGCU
Messenger RNA from Ananas comosus (pineapple), 2361 nucleotides. RefSeq names its product peptide-N4-(N-acetyl-beta-glucosaminyl)asparagine amidase A-like. The transcript is spliced from 2 exons. Gene Ontology annotation, cellular component: vacuole. Lineage: Eukaryota; Viridiplantae; Streptophyta; Magnoliopsida; Poales; Bromeliaceae. The record is from RefSeq and is a predicted model, not a curated record. Bases 304 to 2205 code for a protein of 633 amino acids.